UCAAUAAUAAAAAGAUGAUUGUAACUUCUUCUGAACUUGGUAGUUUUUAUGAAAAAACAUACAUAAGAAUUAGUACAGCUCCAGCAAGGCCUUUAACAUAAAUAGAAUAAUUUAAAAGAUCUUAAGAAUUUUUGUUAUUAGAAUAGGCAGUAUUAUGCUCAUAAAACUUAGUUUAAAAAAACUAUCAAAAAUAUGACUUAGAUUCAUAAGAUGGAUAAAAAGCAUGCAGAAGAUUAUUAUAAAUAAUAGAGAAAUUAUGCGAAGUAAAUAAUUUAUUAUUUUAAUAAAAAUAAAAAAAAAUUAUAAUAAAAAGAUUUUAUAAAUAUAAACAUUAUGCAGAGAAUAUCGAAAAUAAUUUUCUAAAGCAUAUAAAAUUCUUUUUAAAGAUAACGAACUAUGUUAUUUAACUGAAAUAUUAGAUAGUGCAUAAGAAGGAUUUCCUUAUCUAUGGGUAAAUGGUGAUAAAUAUAUAUUUUCAAAUGAAGUAUUAAAUGCAGGUUAAUAAUUGCUUGAUUAUUUUUUCUAAUUAUAAUACAUAAUGAGAAGUACAUACAGUAAAAUUUGCUAAGAAAGUUGUACUUUUUCAAUUUAACAAAUAAAAGACCAAAUUAUAAAUUCUAUUGAAAAAUUUGAUUAAAUAUGGGUAAAAUUUGAAAAGUCGUAUGUAUUAGAAUUAAUGCAUAUAGAAAAUGAUGCAAGAAGAUAUAUAUAAAAAGCAAUAGAAAUCGAGUAAGAAUUAGAAUCGAUAGAAAUACGAGAAAAAAUAAAAGGAAAAAAGUUUAUAUUUAACCAAGAUAUACAUAAUUUAUACAAAAAAUUAUGUAAUAUAAUAAAUUAAUUAAAUUCUGUUGCAAAUAUAGAAGGAAAAGGACGAGACGAUCUCUAAUUUGAAGUUUUAUAAGAAAGUGAAUGUAUUUUAAGAAAAAUAACAAAAGAAUAAAGUUAGGCAGUACGAUAAUUAGCAGAAAAUAUAAAGAAUUCUUUCCAAAAACUAAGAAAAUUAUUUUUAAAAUAUUAAUAGAAUAUGGAAAUGGUAGACCCUUAAUUAAAAAAUAAUAUCGAUUUAGUCGAAGCAUUAUUUGAAUAUGAAUAAAGUUGGGAAAAAGGGUAAUCUUAUUUUCUUGACCCUAAAAAGUUGAGUUAUUUAGUACACUUUUCUCAUAUAAUAGAAACCACAGCUUAAAAAUAUAAGCAUUUUUCUGAAUAAGUGGAAUGUAGGGAUGCUGAUAUUUUUCUUAAUAUUCCUUGCUUGAUGAUUCUUAAAUGUUUGAAUAAUGAAGACAAGAAUAUCUGUGCGUUUUUUUUACCUUAAUUAUUUUAAAAUGAUGGAAACAAAGUAUUCUUAAUGCUUGAAGAACUUAAAAAGGAAUUUAAUGAAUGGAAGGCUGGACAUACUAGGCUUUAUGAGUUCCAUAAUAUUCUUGAAAAAAAUUUGCUUGGAAUUUAAUUGAGUGUAUAGGAUUAAUUUGCAAUUGAGUUUUGUAAAUAAUAAAUUGAAAAUAUGAUACAUAAAAUUAAAUAAUUAGCUAUGGAAUUAUAAAGAAAGAAUCCUUCUGAAUGGAAUAGUUUCCUUGAUGCGGCUUUGUGUGAAUCUCUAAAUUGA
Molecule: messenger RNA, 1603 nt
Organism: Ichthyophthirius multifiliis
Lineage: Eukaryota; Ciliophora; Oligohymenophorea; Hymenostomatida
Exons: 4
Source: RefSeq, a predicted model, not a curated record